Pocillopora damicornis (cauliflower coral) is the source of this 2745-nucleotide messenger RNA. Its product is annotated as RNA polymerase II subunit A C-terminal domain phosphatase. The record is from RefSeq and is a predicted model, not a curated record. NCBI's taxonomy places the organism in Eukaryota, Metazoa, Cnidaria, Anthozoa, Scleractinia, Pocilloporidae. Gene Ontology annotation, molecular function: RNA polymerase II CTD heptapeptide repeat phosphatase activity. Gene Ontology annotation, cellular component: nucleus.
AAAGUGAAAGCAAAAUGGCGGACAGAGAAGCAAGGGAAGUUGUUAUUUCCACGUCUUCGUCUGCAAGACUGUUACGAUGGCGAGUUAGUCCUGGCUCAGAAGUUAGAGAAGGGAGUGUUCUUUGUUUCUAUGAAAUUAUUGGUGACGGGGAUCGGGCUGGAUCUUUCAUAACUCAGCCGAAACUCAAAUCAGCCUUUACUGGUAUAGUCCGUGAAUUGCUGGUCGCUGAGGGAGAAAUCGUAGCAGCCAGCAUGCCAGUAUUGUUGAUAGAUGAAGCAGAAUGUGAACAUCGGAUGGUCAUGAAAGAUUUAUGCUGUGACUGUGGUGCUGAUCUCAGAAAACUUCGUGAAGAACAAGAUGAGCCAUCUUCCCCAACUUUGGCAUCUGUGCCACUUAUACAUAACAUUCCUGAGCUAAAAGUGAGCCAAGAGGAGGCAGAAGCUUUGGGAAAAAAGGAUGAGGAGCGACUCCUUCAAACUCGCAAAUUGUCCCUUGUAGUGGAUCUGGACCAGACCCUCAUUCACACAACUAUGGAGCUGAUACCACAAGAUAUGGAGGACGUCCAUCACUUUCAACUACCUGAUCAGCAUGUGUGGUAUCACACUAAGAUCAGGCCAGGAGCAGUGAACUUCCUGAACAGUGUAUCCAGUCUUUUUGAGCUGCACAUCUUCACCAUGGGCUCAAGAAUGUAUGCUCACACUAUAGCCAGAAUGUUAGACCCUACUGGAAAACUCUUUGCACACAGGAUUCGUUCAAGGGAUGAGUGCUUUAAUGCAUUUUCCAAAUCUCAUGACUUGAGGGCAAUAUUUCCUUGCGGUGAUAACAUGGUUUGCAUAAUAGAUGAUCGGGAAGAUGUUUGGAAUUUUGCCGCCAACUUGAUUCGCGUCAAACCCUACCAGUUCUUCAAAGGAGUAGGGGAUAUUAAUGCCCCACUAGGUGGAUCUGCUCUAGUCACAGAAGAUACCAACCCCUUCGGAAAUCCUGGUAAUCGAAGUGAAACUACUACGGAUGAUGCAAAAAUCGAAGAGUCGAAUUCUCGGGACGACAACGAAGGUGGUGUUACGGAGCAGAAGAAAAAUGAUGCAGCGUUUGACGACAAUGGAGAGACAGAACGAAAAGUUGCUAAUCCGGAGACAAAGGAAAUUCAGAAAUUAGAUGAAGAUAUGCAAAUUUCCUCGGAUAGCAGUGAGCCUGUUAUUGAAGACAUCGAGCAGAACAAAAGUGAAAAGAUCACUGGAGAAGUAGUUGAAGAAAAAGGGGCCUCAUCCAAAGUAGUGGAAAAUGGCGGAGGUGAUAGCGCGAGCAAUAAAAUUGUAAGUGAGGAGUCGACUGAAAUCCAGAAAUCGAGUGUAAAUACAAGAAACGGAAAACAGAAUGCCGAUGGAAAAGCUGAAAAUGAAUUAGAGCAGCGACCAUCUGAGGGAAGUGUUAGCCCGUCAAGUAAAACUGAGUUGAAAGGUGAAGGAGACCAAACGAAAAUCAAGAAAUCACGGCAGCAAGCCUACGCGUUCGGUGAUGGGGACGACGAUUACCUCCUCCACCUGGAGGACAUUUUACGUCGAAUACACGAUGUUUAUUACAAAACUGUAGAAAGCGUUCAAUCGCAGGCUCCAGAAGAGGUGAAAAACAAUCCUAACAUUUUAAAAUAUUGUACACCAGGAACAUCGACUCCGGAUACGAAGAUGAUAAUGACCGAACUACGCCGGGAUGUACUUCGGGGAGCUAAUGUAGUCUUUACUGGAGUAAUUCCUACAUCGACAAUACAAGAAGACAGUCAACCAUGGCGCGUUGCACGCGCCCUAGGUGCUAACGUUAGUAAUGCGAUUGUUACACCCAAAGAUACAAACUCUAUCGGUGACGUAACCACCCACGUGAUCGCAGGUCGUUUAGGGACAGAGAAAUCGUACCGAGCGGUAAAAUCCCGCGGGAUAAAGGUAGUGAAUCCCGGUUGGUUGUUCUGCUGUUUUGAACGCUGGGAGAAGGUGGAUGAGCGUUUAUUUCCAGUUGAAGGCUUAGAGAAAUACAAGCAACAGGUCCGGGAUCAUGGCACACCUCGCGGGACACCUGGAGAAACUGCAGAUACAAGAGCAGUUGAAAAAGCGAUUUUGGACUUGGAUGUUGUUGAUAAGGAAAAUGUGGUCACUAAAUCAAGAUCUGAUUCGGCAAGUAGUGCGGAUCUUCUUAUGUCUACCUUGAACCCCUUAUUAUCAUUUUCGCCUUCGGAGGUCGAAGCUAUGGAUAAAGAAGUCGAGGAUCUUAUGAACGACAGCGACGAGGAGAGCGAUUUGAUAGGAAGUGUGUCAGAAUCGAGCAGUCCUUCUGAUUCCGAAAAAUCAGAAUCAACGAGUAAGCGAAAGCGAGAGAAGGAAAGAGACUCGCCGGAGGAUGAUGAUGAGUUGGCAGGCAAGAAAGUGAAACUUGAUGAUGACGAUGAUGAUGGACAAAAUGAAGGGGAUGAAGAAAAAGAUUCUGAUAAAGUUUCAAGCAGCCUUGAUUCUGACGAUGAUUACACUCGCCGCUCGACACCAAGUGACGAUGAAGAAGAUAAUGAUAUGGCGGCCAUGUUAGAUGCAGAGUUAUCUCAUUCUUGAGUAACGUUAGCUUACUGUGUAAAUUUGAAGAGCUGUUUUUGAUUGAGUGCCAAAAAUAAUAUGGGAUUCUUUUGGGUUUGCUUUACUUCGCACUUUGAUCAGUCCAAAAAAUACACGCCACUCUCUUAACCAAUCAAAUGCAAAACUAAAAUCA